Closterium sp. NIES-67 is the source of this 4698-nucleotide messenger RNA. The record is from the annotation of a GenBank genome assembly. Lineage: Eukaryota; Viridiplantae; Streptophyta; Zygnematophyceae; Desmidiales; Closteriaceae.
AGUGACCCCAUUCCCAUCCCUGCAACCCUCCCUCGCAUCCACCGCAUGAGCUUUCCCCUCCAAGCAGUCCUGAGCACACUAGACCUGCAACCCUCCAACCCUCGUUCAAACCAGUUGCCGUUGUGGCUUUUUGCGAGUUUGUCUGGACUCAGGACGAUUUUGCACCAUCCCAUCCUCCUGUUCGACGCCUCGUUUUGUGACGUUAGAUCGGAAGCAAUACCUCAUAACAAGCCUGCAUCCACUAGCGUUAGAAGAGCGACUUGUGCUGCAAAUGGGUGAUCUCAAUUAUAAUCGAACGAGUAUACGAUUUUAGGGUCGUUCGUUUGGUCCCGCUUCGUCCUCCGUUUGCGUAACGCUAGCGGUUCAUGGUGGUGAUUCGUUUUAGCAACCACCCAUACCCGAUAAAAAUAGCCUUAAAAAUAGCCUUCGGAUUUAAAUUCUUAAUUACUGUCCGAUGGGCCCUCGCACGGCGGCCGGCGCGAUGUGCGGGCUCGGCGUUCGCAUGGGCUCCAAGACGACAUUGUGCGACUCGAACAGGGCGGCGUGCGACGCGUGCGACGACGUCGACACGUGCACGUGGGCGUCACUUCCGCCCGAGCUGCUCCGCGACGUGAUCGCACGCGUCGAGGCGUGCGACAGCGGUUGGCCCGCCAGGCGAAGCGUCGUCGCCUGCGCGGGCGUUUGCCGCGCGUGGCGCGAACUGACGCGCGAGCUUCUGCAAUCCCAGGCGUCCUACAAGUCUUCUGGGCAGAUUACAUUCCCCGACGAGCUCAGACAUCCGGGGCCGAGCGACCGGUGCGUGGAGUGCUUUAUUCGGCGAUCGCGCAAGACCGGCACGUUCACGCUGUUCCUGGGCGUGCCGCCUAACUCGACGGAGAACGGCAAGUUCCUGCUCGCGGCGCGCAAGUGCGGCUGGCGGCCGUCAAGCAUGGAGUACGUGGUCUCGUUGGAUCCGAAAGACUUUUCGCGCGGCGGGAGCUCGUUCGUCGGCCGCUUGCGGGCGAAUUUCCUCAGCACGCGAUUCGCGGUGUUCGAGUCGUCGCACGAGCCCUCGUUUUCUCUCGGCGCGCCCUCGUUGGCGCAAGGCGGAAGCAGCAGCAGCAGCCGCAAGGUGCACCCCGGGGGAGGCGCUAUCUCCGCCAGCGGUUACCACUGCAGCGCGAGGGCCGGUUACUGCGGUUACCACUGUAACGCGGGGGGCAGUCACUGUAGCAAUCAUUGUGGUAACCACUGCGACUGUGGCAGUGCGGGCAGCAGUGGGGCGGGGACCCCGGUUGGCUGUAGCAGUAACAGUUUGGGCAACGACAACAGUGGCGGCUGUAGCAGCACUGGUAUCAGCAGCAGUAGUAGCGGCAGUGGUUACCAGGGUGCUAGUAACAGCGCAAUUGACGCUGACGCUGCCACGUCAGCAGCUGUAUCAUCAAGCCUCCACGACCAUUCCCCGUCCCCCUACCCAUCCCCCUCCCUCUCCCCCUACCCCUCCCCUUCCCCCGCUUCCCCCGCCCCUUCCCCCUCUGCCGCCGCGCGCGCCCUAACCUCCUGCAUCUCCCGCUCCGCCAACAACCUUGAGGGGUUCCGCUCACCCCGUCUCCCUUCCGCCUCCGCGCCCCCUUCCGCCGCGCCCUCCCCCUGCCCCGCCGUCUCCGCCUUCUCCUCCCCCCAGUUCAAGCCCAGCUGCAUCAGCAGUCCCUUCCCCGGAAGCGGCGCGAACAGCAGCGGGGGGGGCGGCGGUGGGGGGAGCAGCGGGGGGAGCGGCGGGGGAAGCGGGGGGAACAGCGGGCCUGUGGUUUCUGUAGCAUACGCGCUGAACGUGCUGGGGGUGCGCGGGCCCAGGCGCAUUCUGUGCACCUUGCACCAGGUGCCCGCGGGGGCGGCGGGGAGGACGUUGGGAAGGGGGGGUAGUGGGCGGAGAUGGGGGGAUGCGUCAGCAGUCGCGGGGACAGGGGGAGAGGAGGUUCGAAGGGCGGCAGCUGCAGCAGCUGAUGUUGCUGGUACGGCUGCUGCCGCUUUAGGCAUGGAUCCCGUUAUAAGCACGUCCGAUAUGGGGAGUUCGAGGAGCCUGCUAUCACCGAUUUUAAGCGGUGCUCCUUCGGCGAGGCUGGUUACCCCACCUGCUACCCCGCCCCCCGUUACCCUUCCGCCUGUUGCAACCCCUGUUACACACUCCGUUACGACUCCUGUUACAACCCCUGUUACGAACUCCGUUACAACUCCUCGCGUUACAAUGCCUCCAGCUUCCCCUCCUCCUGCUACUGCCGUUGCUUUAGCCGCUGGUGCUGCUGCUGCUGCCGCCACCACCCCCCUUCUCUCCUCCCUGCUUCAUCAAAACCCGUGUGACCAGGAGGGGCGAGAUCAGGAGGAACGAAUUUCUGACCAUUCCCAGCCUGCCACGUGUUCCUCCUCUUUCACUCCUUCCCCUCUCCCCCGCGCCCCCUGGUCCCCCUCCCCCGCUCCCGCUGCUGGCGCAUCCUCCGCCCCGCCCCGCUUCCCCGCUCCCCCCUCCCUACACUCCCCCGCUUCCCCUCCUGAUGUGUUAAUAGCCCCUGCAGGUCCCUCCCCCUCCCCCUCCGCUUCUUCCCCCUGCCCCCCCUCCGCCUCCCCCCCUUGCCCAGAGUUUCCCCCUUCCGCCUGCUCCUCCCUCCCCCCUUCGGCCCUGUCUUCCGCCUCCCCCGCGUCCCUUUCUUGCGCCUACAGGCUUAGUGGGGGGAAGGGAGAGAGGGGGGGGAUUGUGAGUGAAUUUGAGUGGGGGGGAGGGGAGAGAGAGGAGGUGACUGUAGAGGAAGUGACUGAAGGGAGAGAGGGGGAGCAGGAGGAGGGGAAAGGGGAGGAGGUAGGGAAGGGAGAGGAGGGGAGAAAGGACGAGACAGAGGAGGAGAGGGAGGACAGGGCAGAGCGGGCAGAGCGGACAGAGCGGGCAGAGCGGGCAGAGCGGGCAGGGAGAGAGGGUCAGGAGAGAAAGCAGGAGGAAAGGGAAGAGGAGGGUUUGCCGGUGGUGCUGACAGGUGGUCGAGAAAGGGACGGGGGAGCUGAGAGGGGUGGAGACGAGCCGGCACGAGAAGCUCGGACGCCACCCACGAUCUGUACGAUGGAACCGCUGGUGUCGUUCCCAGAGAGCGGGGAAGACACUAGUGCAGGCCUGACUGGAUUAACUGGGAAAGCCGGGCUAACGGGACUUAGAAACUCUGGCCAGGGCACUAGUGAGGGGGGGAGUGGCGAGCAGGAGGGCAAUCGGCAGGAGAGAUAUCUGCAGGAUGGCAGUGAGGGUUGGUUGCAAGGCAGUGGUAAUGGUGACAGCAGCAGCAGAGACCCCCAGAUUUCCCCUUUCCCCGAGUCUUCCGCCCCGUUCCUCCCCCCGGCUGAGCUGGAGCUUCCCCCCGCCGCUCUGCCCAUGCCCACGCAAUCGCCUUUACGUGCGCCCAUGCCUGUGCCCAUGGUUGACGGGGCUCAUGGCUCUGCAUUGCCACCUGUAUUAGAGAAUGCGGUGGCUGCUGCUGCUGCUGCUGCUGCAUCAGUAGCAGGAGCAGGAGCGGCACAAGCUAGAGCAUGGGGAGCAGCGCAAGAGCCAGCAUCACCAGCACCAUCAGCAGCAGCAGCAGCAGCAGCAGUGGCAGCAGCGGCUAGAACAGGGCGGGCAGCAGCAGGAGUGGCAACACCAGCAGCAGCUGCUAUGGGGGUGGCUUGGUCACCAGCAGCAGCAGCAGGAGUGGCGUCACCAGCAGCAGUCGCGGCAGGAGCAAGGGCAGCCAUUGCUGUGACUCCCCCGUUUUCCUCCGCCUCUCUCACACGUGGUGUGCACACACCACGGACCGACGGACCCGUCUCCUCUCCUGCUGCAGCUGCCACCACCGCAAGUGCUGCUGCUGCUUCGCCUUCCCUUGCUGCUGCUGCAUCUGCUACAGCUGGUGCUCCUGCUACAGCUGCUGCUGCUCAUGCUUCUGAUGCUGACGCUGAUGCUGACUGCACGGAGUGUGACUGUGUGCGGUGUGUUGGCCGGGCGCCUCUAGAGCCCAUGGUGCUGAGAAACAAGCCGCCAAGGUGGCACGAGCAGCUGCAGUGCUGGUGCUUGAAUUUCCGUGGUCGGGUCACAGUGGCGUCGGUGAAGAACUUCCAGCUCAUAGAAGGGGGACCGGGGAACGAUGCCGAGAAGCCGGUGCUGCUGCAGUUUGGGAAGAUUGGGAAGGACACGUUCACCAUGGAUUACAGAUACCCGCUGACUGCCUUCCAGGCCUUCGCCAUCUGCCUCAGCAGCUUUGACACCAAAGUGGCGUGCGAGUGAUGGCGAAACGAAUGAGAAGCCACGAGUGGCAUGAUGAUUUUGUUCACGCAUGCAUCAACAUCUCAACAUCAAGACAUUGGUAUGAGAAACACCUAGAGGCGUCAACAUUGGCAUGUGGCAUCGUCACACCACCAGCAUCAGCAGCAGCAGGCACGCAAAAAGAAAAGGUCUCUGCAGAACCAACGGAUACCAUACGGACCAUACCAUACGGAUUGAGCUGAGAGUGCAGAAGACUGGUGAGAUGCACCAUGAUGCGGUAGUGGUGGGGAUGGGUGAACUUUAGCUCUGCUAUAGAACCAUUUCAUUUUCUAGAAUAGAGGAACUAUAACCUGUAUUGUGUGUGAUUUUACCAAACGGUUUGGCGGUUGGCGUUUGAUGACAGCUGGACAUGUGAUGGCGAACCUUUGUUGGCAAUAGUGUCU